UGCUCAUCAACUGGCUGAAUAGAUCACAUUUCAUACAAAGGAGGUGUCUCAUAUGUUUCCAUCCUGAUGAGUUUUUCUUCUGUUUCUUUCUCCAAACAGAUUGUGAAGAACAGAAACCGUCGCCAUGUCUGAAAAAAAGAUGACUUCAAGCCGCAGGCAUCAUCUGAAGAGUUUGAUGCUGCAGAUCGCGGCGAACUGGAUUGAAAAGGAGAAACAGGAAAUUGCAACCUCUAAGCAGACCUACAUGGCAGAGAAAUGCCCCCCUCCUGCGCUGAGUGGAGACCAGGCAACUCUCAUGGAAACCUGCAAAAAGUUGCACGCCCUCAUCGACAAAAUUGAUGAAGAGAGGUACGACCUGGAGAUCAAAGUGGGCAAGACUGAUAAAGAGAUCGAUGACCUGAAAAUCAAAGUGGUCGACCUGGCCGGAGUGAAGAAGCCUGCUCUGAAGAAAGUGCGCAUGUCCGCCGAUGCCAUGCUGAAAGCUCUGCUGGGCUCCAAACACACAGUUAACCUGGACCUCAGGGCCAACCUGAAGCAGGUCAAGAAGGAGGUGAAAGAGGAGCCUGCAGAGGCGGUGGGCGACUGGCGUAAGAACAUUGAGGACAAGGCUGACAGGAAGAAGAUGUUCGAGGCCUCCUAAAGAACUGCUCGCUGCUCUCGUAGCUGUUCUGGGAUGAUUGCACUUUUUAUGGAAUUUCUGGCAUUGCUCAUUGAAUUGAAAAACCCCUUUUCUCAUUAAAUUUGUAAGUUUCAGCCUGCUUUGUUAUUGUACAUUUGUAUAACUUUAUAAAAC
Molecule: messenger RNA, 793 nt
Organism: Pelmatolapia mariae (spotted tilapia)
Lineage: Eukaryota; Metazoa; Chordata; Actinopteri; Cichliformes; Cichlidae
Product: troponin I, fast skeletal muscle-like
Exons: 6
Coding region: 125-640 (171 amino acids)
Biological process (GO): cardiac muscle contraction; skeletal muscle contraction
Cellular component (GO): troponin complex
Source: RefSeq, a predicted model, not a curated record